ACGCCAACCAAAGCGCAAGCGCAUCAACUGCAGCAGCCAGCCAAGAUGGACUCCUGGGAUGACGACGAAUUCGAAGUCCCAUCGGUGACGGAGACGCAAAAGGUCGCUGCCAACUGGGACGACGAGGAGGAAGAGGAGGAGCCGGUUGUGUCUGCCAAGCCCGAGCCGGCCGUUCCCAAGGGCCCGCUCAAGCCCAAGCAGCUGAAGAAGAUGAAGCUAAAGGAGAUUGAGGAGAAGCAGAAGAUGGAAAUCGCCCUUACCAAGGCACGUCUUGCCGCCCAGGCUGAUGAGACCGACGACCAGCGUCGAUCCCGCGAGAAGGCCUCCAUCGAGGAGGCAGACUUUGAGAUGGCCAUUGACGCCUUUGCCGGUGCCCCGCCCAAGCCGGCGGCGGGUGCUUCCGACGACGCCGAUAAUGCUAUCUCAGCAAUGCGCUUGCUGUCACUCGCCGACCACGAACACCUGGGUGACGUGGUGGCGUCUCGGCUGGCCACGUCCAACGCCAAGUACGCGCUUGAGUGCAUUAAGGUGAUCCUGACGAAGGCAUCGGUGAACUUGACAGCCGAUGACAUGAAGGAGAUCACAACUAUCGUCAACGUUAUCAAGAACGAGAAAAUCACCGCUGCCAAGCCUAAGGGCAAGAAGAAGAAGCAGGCGGGUAAACAGGGCUACGCUAACGUCGAGCGCAGCGUCGGCAACGGUGGUGCCGGAGGAAUGGGGUACGCUGGCUUCGAAGACACGUACGAUGACUACGAUGACUUUAUAAAGAAGGUGAACAAGGUGCGCCUGUGCCUAAAACAAGCGCUUUCUCCGCCCAACUCUUUUGGGCAAACAUGGUAG
Phytophthora infestans T30-4 is the source of this 840-nucleotide messenger RNA. RefSeq lists its product as uncharacterized. The record is from RefSeq and is a predicted model, not a curated record. The coding region runs from base 46 to 840 and encodes 264 amino acids. Gene Ontology annotation, molecular function: translation initiation factor activity. Lineage: Eukaryota; Oomycota; Peronosporomycetes; Peronosporales; Peronosporaceae. The transcript has 4 exons. Gene Ontology annotation, cellular component: cytoplasm; eukaryotic translation initiation factor 3 complex.